This is a messenger RNA of Coregonus clupeaformis (lake whitefish), 2902 nucleotides long. RefSeq names its product membrane bound O-acyltransferase domain containing 2a (gene mboat2a). Gene Ontology annotation, cellular component: membrane. Gene Ontology annotation, biological process: lipid modification. Bases 126 to 1652 code for a protein of 508 amino acids. NCBI's taxonomy places the organism in Eukaryota, Metazoa, Chordata, Actinopteri, Salmoniformes, Salmonidae. The transcript is spliced from 13 exons. The record is from RefSeq and is a predicted model, not a curated record. Gene Ontology annotation, molecular function: acyltransferase activity.
GUGGCGCUACAACGCAGAAGACAGCCAUCUAGCCUGGUAUCCCGUCGCAGCAGCAAAAUCACUUUAUCAGCGGAGGAGAGUGAAUCUGCGACGGCGAAGGGGAGCAAGGAUUCACGGACUCAAUCAUGGCUACCGAAACGACAUCGUCCUGCACUGGCUCCAAUUUACUGCAGCCCAUAAGCGAGAUAAUCAAUCUUCCGCUAGACCAGGUGAACUUUGUGGUGUGCCAGCUAUUUGCCCUGCUGACGGCCUUCUGGUUCCGCCUCUACCUCCAUCCCAGUAAGACCAGUCCUUUCAUCAGGCAUGUGGUGGCCACGCUACUUGGCUUCUACCUGGCCCUCUUCUGCUUCGGCUGGUACGCCUUACAUUUCCUGGUCCAGAGCGGCCUGACCUACAGUAUCAUGAUCUUUGCUGGGCUGGAGCACAUGCACAAGUUAUGCUUCAUAGUUGCUCUAGGUUACCUCAGCUUCUGUCAGAUCACCCGGGUCUACGUCUUCGACUACGGCAUGUACUCUGCAGACUUCACCGGGCCAAUGAUGGUCAUCACUCAGAAGAUCACCAGCUUGGCGUUUGAGAUACACGACGGCUUGAUGAGGAAGGAGGAGCAGCUGACCCCCAGUCAGAGAUGCCUAGCUGUAAGGAGGAUGCCCAGUCUGCUGGAGUACCUGAGCUACAACUGUAACUUCAUGGGCAUCCUGGCCGGGCCCACCUGCUCCUACAACGACUACAUGGCCUUCAUCGAGGGCACGGCCUACCAGCCUCGCCACCUGGAGGCCAACGGGAAGGAGAACGGGAAGUACAAGCAGACGGAGCCCUCGCCCAAGAACGACGUGAUCUCCAAGCUGUGUACUUGUGCCAUCUCCCUGGCCAUCUUCCUGUCCGUGUCUAAGAUCUUUCCUGUGGAGCGCUCCAUCGACGACAAGUUCAUCGCCUCUACCCCCUUCAUCCUCCAGGUCCUCUACCUGUACCUCUCCAUGCUGGCCACCAGGCCCAAGUACUACUUCAUUUGGACCCUGUCUGAUGCCAUCAACAACGCUGCAGGCUUUGGCUUCAAUGGCUACAACAAAGAUGGCACCCCAAGAUGGGACCUGAUAUCCAACUUGAGAAUACUGGACAUUGAGUUUGCCACCAGUUUCAAGAUGUUCCUCGACAACUGGAAUAUUCAGACAGCGCUUUGGCUCAAAAGGGUGUGUUACGAGCGCUGUCCCAUCAACCCCACAGCGGCCACCUUCCUACUGUCGGCCAUGUGGCACGGAGUGUACCCCGGGUACUACCUCACCUUCCUCACGGGCAUUGGCAUGACCAUGGCAGCACGGGCACUAAGACACAACAUCAGACCGUACUUCCUGGGUUCAACGACACACAAGAGCGUCUACGAUGUCAUCACGUGGGCGGGGACUCAGAUCACCAUCUCCUACACGGUUGUGCCAUUCGUCCUAUUGGCCGUUGGGCCGUCACUCAAGUUCUACAGGUCAUGGUACUGCUGCAUACACCUGGCCUGCCUGCUGCUGGUGUUAGCCCUUCCAGUGAAGCCACGGCACGUCCGCGCCAAGGAGGAGCAGCAGAACAGUCUACAGGGGGGGUUGACCGGAGACCACAACAGCCACUCCAUCACAGACAACAACUGCAACCAGAAACACAAAGCCACAUGAGACCAGGGAGGAAGCCCCUCCACCCCACACCUCAGAGCUCAAACAACCGGCACAGAGAGAACAAAACUCUGCGCGAACACUGAGACAAAGUGCAGCGAUUCUUUGAGACCACAAAGAACCAAUAAAUGGACAGGAACACAGGAAUAACAGACAAUAACAAACUCAGUUCAACAACAACCCAUCAAACCUUCCAGUAGCGAGGAACGACAGCAAAUCAUGCUUUGGAGAAAUGAGAAGAAACGAGAGGAAUGGAUAGAGAUAAGUAUCCGAGGGCCACUAAACAGCUAGGAUCUAAUGAGUGAUAAUAAUGACAUUAGCGAUGAUGCUAACAGUGCGAUGCUAAAUGACAGAAUGCCGAAGAAUGCAAAACUGACUCUGAAGUUUCCUUACCCUCUAUGUACUGCUAGCAGGUUAGCGGCUAGGCUAGGUGUAGAUUCUGCAGGGUGAGAAUGGUUGUGUGGAGGGGAGCACUUGUGGCAUUGGGAAAUGAAGCAGUUGCAGUUGGACCUCCAGAGGGUAGAGGGCUAGUCAGACAGGUAUCGAGAGGAUUUUUGUCAGGGUCCGAAAACGAUGUAACCUCUACUAGGAAAACAGGUGUAGUAGAAAAUUGAAAGAGAUGAAAUAAAUAACUUUUUUUGUCAGAUGCCAACUUCAAGCAGGCCUUAGGAUCCUCUAAACAUUGUUUGAUUACUCUCACUUCUCUUUUGAUUACUGUCACUUUUUUUCAUAUCUGCUGCUUUUUUGGAAUGAUACUCGUUCUUUAAAGAGGGUUCAUUACAAAGGGAGUAUAUUCACGGUAAUUGUUUAAGGGCUUUUUUGACAUGGGGUUAAUUCUGUCUAGCUUCCUUGUUUUCCUACUGUAUCUGAUUACAAACUGUAGGUUUCCUCUAGGUUCAAAUGUCUUGCCUACCACUGUAACAAAGUUCAGUACUGUUAAACUAGUUUGAAAUCUUCAGAGGCUUCUAGAUUUACUAUGAACUCAAAUGGAAAUCUCCCUCUAGAUUAGUUUUUGAAUCCAUAGCCUCUAAAUGAAAUGCAACAAACUGUAUUGUUUGAACUAAUCGCUCGUGGACAGACUGACCAAAUUAUGCGAGAUUUUAGUUCAGGGUUAACCAAGAUUAUUUGUGACCUUUCUAUAUGAGUAAUUGGAUAUAGGAUGUGACGCUUACUAUCACAAUACAAAUAAAGCUGAUUUGGAUGUGUAUGAAUUACCUUUAGUAACAUUAAAAGGUUGGGCAAUAUGUAUUUGA